GUCUCUUUGUUAUGAGAUUCGGUCCAGAGGCUGCAGCAGUAACGAGACGUUAUGGGCGCAUCGAAUUUGGGCCUUGCCGUUGUUUUUGUAACGUUUUUUAGUGGAAUUUUGGCUUCUGCUGAGAAAGUACCUUUGGGUGCAAUUUUUGAACAAGGUACUGAUGAUGUACAAACAGCAUUCAAAUUUGCUAUGCUUCAGCAUAAUCAAAAUAUUUCGAGCAGAAAAUUUGAAUUCCAAGCUUAUGUUGAUGUUAUUAAUACUGCAGACGCGUUCAAAUUAUCCAGAUUAAUAUGUACACAAUUUUCAAGAGGAGUUUAUUCUAUGUUAGGAGCCGUGUCUCCCGAUUCAUUCGACACUCUACAUUCCUAUAGUAAUACGUUCCAGAUGCCCUUUGUAACUCCUUGGUUUCCCGAAAAAGUUUUAGCCCCAUCAUCAGGAUUCAUGGAUUAUGCUAUUUCUAUGAGACCUGAAUACCAUAAGGCUAUAAUUGAUACCGUUAAAUAUUAUGGAUGGAGACAGAUAAUAUAUUUGUACGACUCUAAUGAUGGUUUACUCAGACUUCAACAAAUUUACCAAGGCCUAACACCAGGUAGUGAAAUUUUUCAAGUGACUACAGUUAGAAGAAUUAAUAACGUGAGUGAAGCUUUAUCGUUCCUAAGAGGAAUAGAAGAACAUUCUAGAUGGACCAAUAAAUACGUAGUUUUGGAUUGUUCAACGGAUACAGCAAAAGAAAUCGUAGUUAACCAUGUCAGAGACAUUUCGUUAGGAAGAAGGAAUUAUCAUUAUCUGUUAUCAGGAUUGGUUAUGGACGAAAGAUGGGAAAGCGAAGUUGUGGAAUACGGAGCGAUCAACAUAACAGGAUUCAGAAUAGUAGACAGUUUCAAGCCUUACGUUAAAGAAUUUCUAGAAGGUUGGAAACGUCUUGAUCCUAGCCAAUCACCGGGAGCAGGAAAAGACAGUAUAUCAGCUCAAGCUGCAUUAAUGUACGAUGCAGUAUUUGUUCUUGUCGAGGCAUUCAAUAAGGUGCUGAGAAAAAAACCGGAUUUGUUCAGGAGUAAUGUUCGUAGGGGAUUAAAUUAUAAUGGUACUACCAAAGCUUUGGAUUGUAACGUAAAUGGUAAUUGGGUGACGCCUUGGGAACAUGGUGAUAAGAUUUCGAGAUUCUUGAGAAAGGUGGAAAUUGGUGGUUUGACAGGCGAAAUCCGUUUCAGCGAAGAGGGGCGUAGGCAAAACUACACAUUACAUGUGGUGGAGAUGACUGUAAAUAGCGCCAUGGUUAAAGUAGCAGAAUGGAGUGAUCAGACGGGCUUUAGUCCUGUGGCAGCUAAAUAUGUUAGAUUGAAAGCUAAUGCCCAUAUCGAACGAAAUAAAACCUACAUCGUCACGACUAUAUUGGAAGAGCCGUAUAUUAUGAGAAAAAUACCCGAAUUGGGUGAAACACUUUCCGGAAACGAUCAAUUCGAAGGAUAUUGCAAAGAUCUUGCCAAUCUCAUAACUCAAAAAUUGGGUAUCAAUUAUGAAUUAAGAAUAGUGAAAGAUGGUAAAUACGGAUCUGAAAAUCACGAAGUAAAAGGAGGCUGGGAUGGAAUGGUUGGCGAACUAGUUAGACAGGAAGCUGAUAUGGCAAUAGCUCCAAUGACUAUAACAUCUGAACGCGAACGUGUCAUCGACUUCAGCAAACCUUUCAUGUCUUUGGGCAUAUCGAUAAUGAUUAAAAAACCGAUGAAACAAAAACCUGGAGUGUGGAGCUUCUUGAAUCCACUUUCGAAAGAAAUUUGGGUCAGUGUUUUGUUUGCUUACGUCGGUGUCAGUAUAGUUCUAUUCGUGGUAUCUAGAUUUUCUCCGUACGAAUGGAGAUUACUCCAUUUAACAGGAGAGCACAGAGAACCUGCAAAUUCCCAUACAAACCACGGAGGUACAAUGGCCAACGAUUUUACAAUACUAAACUCGCUAUGGUUUGCUCUAGCAGCAUUUAUGCAACAAGGAGGAGAGUUAUCACCAAGAUCGUUAUCAGGAAGAAUCGUCGGAGCUUGUUGGUGGUUUUUCACGUUGAUUUUAAUAUCGAGUUAUACUGCCAAUUUAGCAGCAUUCUUAACGGUUGAAAGAAUGGUUACUCCAAUAAAUUCUCCGGAAGAUUUAGCUUCUCAAACAGAAGUGGAAUAUGGAACGUUGUACCAUGGCGCCACAUGGGAUUUCUUUAGGAGAUCUCAGUUAACGCUCUACUCAAAAAUGUGGGAGUUUAUGAACAGCAGGAAACACGUCUUCGUGACUUCCUACGACGAAGGCAUCAAAAGAGUACGUAACUCGAAAGGAAAGUUUGCUCUACUCAUCGAAUCACCUAAAAAUGAUUACACCAAUGAGAGAGAACCGUGCGAUACUAUGAAAGUUGGAAGAAACCUCGACGCCAAAGGAUUCGGAGUUGCUACACCAUUAGGCUCACCAUUACGUGAUGCUGUCAAUUUAGCAGUGCUAUCUCUCAAAGAAGAUGGAGAAUUGACAAAACUGAAGAACAAAUGGUGGUAUGACAGAACUGAAUGUCUUAGAGACAAGCAGGAUACUUCUAGAAGCGAAUUAUCUCUUAGUAAUGUAGCGGGGAUAUUCUACAUCCUGAUAGCAGGACUUUUUAUCGCGAUGAUUGUAGCAUUUAUGGAAUUUUGCUAUAAAUCUCAUUCCGAAGCUAAAAGAGCAAAAAUUCCUCUAGGAGAUGCUAUGAAAGCAAAAGCAAGGUUAACGAUAGGCGUCAAUAGGGAUUUUGAUAACGGAAGGUACUACACUCCAGCCAAUCAAAUAGCAGGAGGUAACGAACAAGAACAGCCUCACACCAAUACCCAUACACAAGUCUGAAUUAACGUUUAUUGAUGGUAAAUUAUUUUUUCUAUAUAGAUAUGCAUUUGUUAUUGAUAGUUUUAGUAUUAUUACGUCAAAGAUAACAAUACAUAAAUAUAUGGCGCAGCUAGUAGGAUUUGCAGAAAGUAAUUCCAAUUUUUUGAAAAAAUCGGUAAUCUUAUUUCAAAAUUGAUAUCAUAAUAUGAAAAUAAAGUUUGUACAGGAAAGUUUUUAGGCUAACGUAAUGAAUAUGUUUUUUAUUUGGACGUAUCACAUCAUUUUUUCAAAUCAAGUCAAGUCAACCGUGAAAAUUUCUCUUUGACGUAAUAAAAAUUAAUAUUAAAUUAAUCAAAAGGUGUUUGUACAGUCGAAUUAAAAUUUUAUUCUACUUUUUAAAUUAUAUUAUCGAUUUAUGUUGGAAUUUUUUUAUUCUAAUAUCAAAAAACAUUCUAAAAAAUCAAAAAAAUUCUAGCUGGGGAAAAUAAUUUCUGUAGUUUAUAGAAUUGAUACUUAGUGGAAUAUGUUGUGCAGAUAAUAAUGAGGAAUUUUCUGUUUCUGUUACAACAAAUGAAAAAGUUGCAGGCAGAUUUAACAAAUCAAACAUUCAAUAAUCGUUUAAUCUGUGAAGAGCUGCAAGAAGUGAUUACCUAGAUUUUUACAAAAGUUGUAGGUGAAUAUGGAACAUGAAAAUAAUAAUUUGAACAUUCAGCUUUCUUUUUGUUGAAUCCUGUUUAAAAUAUACGAUAGAAGCGAUAAAAAUCGUGAUACAUUAUAAAACUUGAGCCUUACGAUAAAUGUAUAUCAUCAUUUUUUGAGUUGGCGGAAUAUAUUCCAUAUAUCCCGAAUAAAAAACCUCGUUUGGAGGAAAUUUCUUUCCAUAUACUUGUCGUAUAACAUACCGUUCGGUUUUUUUUUCAAACAUUUUGUUUUGGUCACGUAUUGUGGCUCAGUAGUCACUUCGAGUUUAUUUAUUUUACCAUUCGAGUUUUUGAACAAAUUGAUUCAAUAAAACCUUAAAAUAAAAGUUUAUUUCCAUAAAUUUCUGGUGAUUUUUAUAUAACGGGAACAUAGAUGGAAAUUACUAAAGAAGAAACGAGUAGGUAGAACAGAUUUGAAUAAAAGGAAACUCAUGCUCUAACAUAUAAAAAAACUCUUGAGUUAUAUUUUUUAAAAUAUAACCAACCAGGAAUCUGUUCUAUUCUAUUCGUUCUGUAUAUAGGAAUUUUCUUUUGCUAGAAGUGUAGAUAGGUAGAGGACGAUUUAGAAUCAAUGUCGAGGUUUUAUUGAUUUUCUCGAAUUGAGUGGGAGAUCGAUAACAAAUUAAUUUCUUCAAAAGCUCGAAAUUAGAAUAAAUAAAUCCUAAGUGACUACUUUGAAGGGAAAAGUAAUGAGUCGAAUGGUAUGUGAGAGUCGAAAGUAAGGACUUUCAUCCCUAAUAGCAGGGAUGAAAACAUUUAUUCCCCGUGAAGGAGCUGGAGCAGAUUAUUAACAGUAUUAUUAGAACAAUUUUUGGAGAAAUAUCUCCAUGUUUUGAACAAAACUUCAUCCUCACGGAUUUUUGGUCAUUGGAGUGAAUAUAUGAUAAUAGAUACAUGACUAACAUAGUACUUUCUAGUUUCUGCAUAUAGGGUGUUUCUAUAUUCGACCGACAACCCUCUACCAUAGAGAAUCUCAAUAGAUGAUUCAUUUUGAUAUAGAGUAAAUUUUUCUCUCAAAUUUGGUGAACAAUAUAUUCCUCAAUGAGGUAAUAUUUUGACUUAAACAUACUUUGGAAAAAUUUAGCCAGUGGUGCGCUGUCAGGGUUAGUUGUCACUUUAAACCGCCUAUUUUUUACGCCACUGAAGCAACUAGGCCCCGUAAGGGUUCGUAUUCCUAUGUCAAAAUGAAUCAUUUAUUGAGAUCUCUUUGUGGUAGAGCGUUGUCGAUCGAAUAUAGGAACACCCUGUAUAAUCCACUGUCUUUAUAUAGAGAUUUAACUUUGUAACCUUGUAUUUAAAUAAAUCAUGUCCACACUUCGUGGAUUGUUUAACAUUUAAUCUUGAAAAAUGAUAGAUAAUUGUUGUCUAACCAAUUUCCCGACAAGUCUAGUGAUUCAACAUUAGUGUCUUCAUCACUAUUGGAAGGUAUUGCGAAAAUUAUACGACCGAAAUAAUUCUUUGUCUUUUUGUCGAUUAAUCUGUGUUCUGUUCUGUUUUUUUUAUCACACUGGUGCUAGUUAUGUUUUUAAUGUAAGUACUUUUUGAAAUAUAUUAAUAUUCACUCGUCAAUUUACUAAAACUCAGUUAAAAAAUGAUGAGUUUUGUUUUAUUGUAUGAACAUUCGAUAUUUGUCGCCUAUUUUCGAGUCAGAGAACUAAAAAUAGUGACAAAAUUGGAAUUAUGUACGCGAAAUCAAUCAAAAAUAAUCAAAAUGAAAAUAUCAAACAUAUCCAAACGGUUUUACGUUAACUGUUUUCGACUGCACAUCACCCUAGUGGGCUAUUAAAUUUUAAUCUUUUAUGGAUAAUAUUUUACAUGUAACGUUUCUACCUGGAUACGUAGUAAAUGUUUGUUUGUUGUA
Molecule: messenger RNA, 5385 nt
Organism: Diorhabda carinulata
Lineage: Eukaryota; Metazoa; Arthropoda; Insecta; Coleoptera; Chrysomelidae
Product: glutamate receptor 1-like
Exons: 15
Coding region: 52-2844 (930 amino acids)
Biological process (GO): monoatomic ion transport; modulation of chemical synaptic transmission; synaptic transmission, glutamatergic
Cellular component (GO): plasma membrane; postsynaptic membrane
Molecular function (GO): glutamate-gated receptor activity; transmitter-gated monoatomic ion channel activity involved in regulation of postsynaptic membrane potential
Source: RefSeq, a predicted model, not a curated record